This is a messenger RNA of Leptosomus discolor (cuckoo roller), 605 nucleotides long. The record is from RefSeq and is a predicted model, not a curated record. Lineage: Eukaryota; Metazoa; Chordata; Aves; Leptosomiformes; Leptosomidae.
AUGAUGUCCCCAUACGAACUUGGUUCCCAAAAGAGAACCUCUUCAGUUUUCAAACUGCUACUACAACUAUGCAAGCCAUCUCGGCGUUCAGGGGCUACGCAGAGAGGAAGAGACGGAAACGGGAGAAUGAUUCUGCAGCUGUUAUACAGAGGAAUUUUCGGAAGCACCUCCGCAUGGUGGGGAGCCGAAGGGUUAAAGCACAAACAUUUGCCGAACGGCGUGAGAGGAGCUUCAGCAGGUCCUGGAGUGACCCGACUCCCAUCAAAGCUGAUUCCUUCCAUGACUCUCGAGAAAGCCAUGACCUUCAGGAUUCCUGCGGCACUUUGGAUGGUGACUUUGAUUUGAACUGGGAAGCAGAAAAGGAGCUUGAAGCCAUGGCGUGUGACGGAGAAGACUUUAUUCCACCAAAAAUAAUGCUCAUUUCUUCCAAGGUGCCCAAAGCAGAGUAUGUCCCGACAAUUAUCCGCAGGGACGAUCCCUCUAUCAUCCCCAUUCUCUACGACCAUGAACAUGCCACUUUUGAUGACAUCCUAGAGGAAAUAGAGAAGAAGCUUAACAUUUAUCGGAAAGGCUGCAAAAUCUGGAAGAUGUUGAUAUUUUGCCAG